GAACUGGGCGUGUUUUACUCCCAGAGGAGCCUCAUUCUCGGGGUCAGUCCAUUUCAUAAGGAAAUUUCUGGGAAUAGCUCACUGGCAGGAAACUUUAAAUUACGAACAGGGCCAUGGUCACACCUGCAAAAUAUGGAGAUGCAUCAUGGCAGCUAAGUCUGCAAGUGGAUCAAAAAGACGGCAUCGAGUCCAUGAAAUUUAAGAUGAGGGUGGCAGGAGACUUGCACAUUGGUGGCCUCAUGCUUAAGUUGGUGGAGAAAAUCCGGGCUCCUCAGGAUUGGUCAGACCACGCUCUUUGGUGGGAACAGAGGAAAUGCUGGCUGCUCAAGACCCACUGGACCUUGGACAAGUAUGGGAUUCAGGCUGAUGCUGAACUGCGCUACACACCCCAGCACAAACCACUCUUACUGCAGCUUCCCAAUAUGAAAACCAUCAAAAUGACCGUAAGCUUCUCCAGUGUGGUCUUCAAGACGGUGGCAGACAUCUGCAGAAUACUCAACAUCAGAAGACCAGAGGAACUGUCACUGCUGAAGCCUCCAGACGAUCCCUCCAAGAAGAAGAAGAAGAAAGAUAAGGACUCAGAUCAGGAGGACAUUUGGGACAUAGAUUUAUUCAGUGGGGGACCAGGUGGAACAGGCCCCAUGUAUAGUAAGACCAUGACGGCAACCUAUGACCCAGAGAAUGGGAUGCCAAUGUCUGCCACCAGCGUCUGGUUUGGAGAAAACCCUCUUGCAGAAUCUCAGCCAAACUUGCCACCUGCUGAGCUAGCCAAGAUGUAUCAGUCGUUGUCGCUGGUGGACAAAGCAGUCAACAAUGCAGGGUGGUUGGAUUCAUCCCGUUCUCUUAUGGAGCAAGACAUUCAAGAUUACGACAAGCUAUUGCUGCGCUUCAAGUACAAUGUCUUCUUUGACAUCAAUCCUAAAUAUGAUGGUGUCAGGAUAACCCAGCUUUAUGAGCAGGCCCGCUGGUCUAUCCUGCUGGAAGAGCUCGACUGCACUGAAGAGGAAAUGCUCAUGUUUGCUUCUUUACAGUAUCACAUUUGUAAACUGACCAUGUCCAGUGAACCUCAGGACAACUCCAAUGAGCCUGAAAUUGAUGAAGUAGAAGCGGCCCUAUCCAACCUGGAGGUGACACUGGAGGGCGGGCACACAGACAAAAUUCUGGAAGACAUUACAGACGUUCCAGAGCUGGCAGAUACCCUCCGGCUGUUUAGGCCCAAAAGGCUGACACUGCGCGCGUACAAAGAGUACUGGUUUGUAUUUAAGGAUACCACAAUUUGUUACUACAAGAACAAGGAGGCCUCCAGUGGAGAACCAAUAGAGCAGUUUCACCUUCGAGGCUGCGAGGUGGUCCCUGAUGUCAAUGUCACCGACAAGAAGUUCGGCAUCAAGCUUCUGCUCCCAGUGGCCGACGGGAUGAAUGAGGUGUACAUCCGAUGUGACCACGAAACUCAGUACGCUAAAUGGAAAGCCGCAUGUACCCUUGCUUCCAAAGGCAAGACGAUGGCCUACAGCUCCUACAAGACAGAAGUGAGGAACGUCCAGUCUUUUCUGAAAAUGAAGAACCUGGCGCCCCCUCCUGGUCAGGCAGCUCCUGACAUCGAAGCUAUGGAUAUGAAUGCUGAGUGUUUUGUUUCGCCGCGAUACGCCAAGAAACAGAAGACCAAACAGCUGACCGCCCGCAUCCUCGAGGCACAUCAGAAUGUAGAAAAGCUGUCCCUGGUGGAGGCCAAGAUGCGAUUUAUCCAAGCAUGGCAAUCACUCCCAGACUUUGGGAUCAAGUACUACAUUGUCAGAUUCAAAGGCAGCAAGAAGGAUGAAAUUCUGGGGAUUUCAUAUAACCGCCUGAUUCGUAUUGACAUGUCUACCGGGCUGCCUGUCACCACAUGGAGAUUCGCCAACAUGAAGCAGUGGAAUGUCAACUGGGAGAUAAGACAGGUGACCAUAGAAUUUGACCAGAACGUGACAAUAGCCUUCUGCUGCUUGAGCUGUGACUGCAAGGUGGUCCACGAGUUCAUCGGUGGCUACAUCUUCCUCUCCACGCGAUCCAAAGACCAGAAUGAAACACUGGAUGAAGAACUUUUCCAUAAACUUACCGGAGGCCAAGAAUGAGCGAAGAUGUAUUAGUCUGUGCUUUUUUUCUGUUGGGCAUCCAUUGUUUACUUACAUAUAUGUUACAGUACAGCAUUCAUCAGUUUUAGCGGUGGUAUCCAUCAACACUGAGCAAAUGUGAUAAUGAAUUGCAGUGAAAGACAAUGACACAUUUUUACUCAGAGAACAGCAUCAUCAUAUAUUCUUCCAUAAUCAGUUACAGCAGUGUUCCCUGCACUAGAAAAAUAAUGAUGUAAAUAUGCAGUCCAGAUUUGGCUGUCUCUAAAAACUUGGAUGAACCGAUAUUUGUAAGAAGUACACUUUUUUUUCAGCUGAAGAAAUUUACUCGUUUCAACCAGUAAAAAAAUCAU
Archocentrus centrarchus (flier cichlid) is the source of this 2461-nucleotide messenger RNA. It is a transcript of the gene fermt1, whose product is annotated as FERM domain containing kindlin 1. Gene Ontology annotation, biological process: integrin-mediated signaling pathway; cell-matrix adhesion. The transcript is spliced from 16 exons. Gene Ontology annotation, molecular function: integrin binding. Gene Ontology annotation, cellular component: focal adhesion. The record is from RefSeq and is a predicted model, not a curated record. NCBI's taxonomy places the organism in Eukaryota, Metazoa, Chordata, Actinopteri, Cichliformes, Cichlidae. Bases 114 to 2111 code for a protein of 665 amino acids.